AAAUAAGAGAUGGACAAAUUGAAAUCCAAGCACAAAUUCCGUCCUGCCUACACUAUGAGUGGGUUAUUUAGUAGCAAUCGUUCUACCAAUCCAGUCCAGAUAACAGUCCAAAAAGAGCGUGUGCGUAUCGAGGUUCUGAAAGGUGACUUGUGCCAGGAGACAACCGAUGCGAUUGUGAAUAUAACCAGCAAAGAUAUGAAUAUGGAGACUGCAGGAGCCUUGAGCAAGGCAGUGAAACUAGCAAGUGGUCCUGAAGUGGAGACUGAGUGCAAUCAAUUUGGACAACAGUCGGGUGGAUCAGCAGUAAUCACCAGCGGUGGGAAUUUGCCGGCACGUUACAUCAUUCACAUGAUCCCAGACUCUGCGAGAAAGGAUCAUCUGCAGCAGUGCGUGGAAAGAUGCCUUCGUCUUGCAGAAACAAAAGGUCUUCAAUCCAUUUCUAUCCCAGCAAUUGGAACGGGAGCAUUCGGUUUGUCUGCUGUAGACUCUGCCAAUCUGAUAUUUCAAGCUCUUGGCAACGUUAGCGGAAGCUUCAAUACCGUUCGUAAAGUCAGGAUUGUGGUCUUCCAACCUCAAAUGCUGCAGUCAUUUCAGCAGGAGCACCAGAGGCACUCCUCAUAUUCUAGUAAAGGCACGACGUCACCCAUUGGUAAGGAUCGCCGCCUUAGUGUGGAAGUCAUAAAUGGUGAUCUUACUCAAGAGAAGACCGACGCCAUCAUGAAUAUCAACAGCACAGAUAUGAACAUGAAUAACGCUGGCGAAUUAAGUAAAGCGAUAGCAACCAAAAGCGGGCCACAGGUGCAGCAAGAGUGUAACCAGCUGGGAAAGCAGUCUGCUGGCUCAGCUUUGAUGACCAGUGGUGGGAACUUAAAUGUUCGUCACAUCAUUCACAUAAUUCCAGGCUCUUCCGAUAAACAACAUCUUCAACAAUGUCUGGAACAUGGUCUUCUUGUUGCAGAUACAAACAACCUUCCAUCGAUCUCAAUUCCAAGUGUUGGUACCGGUGGAUAUGUGGCAGCUGUAAAAGUGUUCGCAAAGUGA
Messenger RNA from Orbicella faveolata, 1041 nucleotides. Its product is annotated as poly [ADP-ribose] polymerase 14-like. NCBI's taxonomy places the organism in Eukaryota, Metazoa, Cnidaria, Anthozoa, Scleractinia, Merulinidae. The record is from RefSeq and is a predicted model, not a curated record.